GCCACCUGCCGGGGAAACUUGUGCUGAUUGCUGCUCCCGGGCCGUUCCGGGGCGGGACGCGGCGUCCGGCGAUGGAAGAUACGUCGAGGACUCGCGAGCCCAGGACGCGGCCGAGAGACCCAGACAGGCCCCCGCGCCGGGACCGAGACCGGCGCCCCGAGCGACAGCAGCACCGGCACCCUGAGCGACCGCGGGACGGAGCGGGGGACCGGCGCAGGGAGAAAAGGGGUGGCGAGCGGGACCGGGACCGGGACCGGGGACGGAACCGAGACCCCCACCAGGACAGACGCAGGGUUGGGGACUAUCGCCUUGGGGAGCAAAGAGUUUUGGAAAAACCCCGCCAAAGCCGGACGCGGGACGGACCCCGGAGGCCCACCUGGGACGCAGCCCCGCCCCCCUGGCCCGCGCCUUGGGAAACCCCGGAGUCACCGCCCUCCAGGAAGGAGGGCACCGGGCGCCGAGGACCGGAAAGUUACAGUGAACCCACUCCGGGGCUGUAUCUGCCCUCGAACCCCAGGCCUGGACGGGAGGACGUGGAAUACUACCAGUCAGAGGCUGAAGGACUCCUGGAAUGCCACAAAUGCAGAUACUUGUGCACGGGGAGAGCCUGCUGCCAAAUGCUGGAGGCUCUCCUGAACUUGCUGAUCCUGGCCUGCAGCUCUGUGUCUUACAGCUCCACGGGGGGCUACACGGGCAUCGCCAGCCUGGGGGGCAUUUACUAUUACCAGUUCGGAGGGGCGUACAGCGGUUUCGAUGGCGCUGACGGGGAGAGAGCGCAGCAGCUGGACCUCCAGUUCUACCAGCUCAAGCUGCCCACGGUCACGGCGGCCAUGGCCUACGGCGGAGCCCUCAUGGCCUUCUGCUGCCUCCUCGUCGCCCUGGGCGUCCUGCGGGUCCCGUGGCAUUGCCCGCUGUGGCUGCUGAUCGAGGGCUCGCUGGCCGCGCUCCUGGCCGCGGCCUCCGUGCCCGCUCUGUGCUGGUACUUCCGCGCGCUGGCCGCCGCCUACGCCUCCCCGGUGUGCGCGGAGCGGGCGGCGCUGUACGCGAGCAAAGGCUACCGCGGCUUCCGCUGCACCUUCCACGGGGGCGAUGUGGGCGCUGGCAUCUUUGCUGCCCUGGGCAGCGGGGCCUUUGCCGUGGGGGCCGUGCUGGCCUUCAGGGGUUACCGCAAGGUCAGGAAGCUCAAGGAGAAGCCUGCGGAGGUAUUAGGGCUUUAGGCUUUUAAAAACCUCCUGCCCCAUGUAAGGGCAGUGAGUUCUCCUGAAUCGUGGUCUUCCGGGGACUGUGCUGCGGAACCGCCAACGCCGGUGUGCGGGGCGCCGCUCGGGCUGCACGGGCUGCCGUUCUCUGACGUCAUAAGCCUGGGUCAGUCCUCUGUUGGUGAGGGACUAACCAAAAUUCCUUUUAAAGCAAACGCUGGAGCCCGAGACACCCCCCAAGAAAGGCAUGUGCUGCAGCGACGUGCACUUCUUAAGUAAAGGGAGUGAAUUUAAAGAAUUUAAACGAGUGAGUUUAAAGAAUCUUAUCUUCAGAGUUCAAGAAAAGCCGCAUAGACACGAGCCGCCUCCGCCGGAACUUGUCUGGGCAUGGAUGGCUGUCUCAAGCAGGCCAGCCCCUGUGUUUUCCACGCUGAGCUCCGCCGUCCUUCACUCCCUUCGUGCUCUGGGUGCAGGGCUGGGAUUGCUGGGAGACUCCCGUAAAAUUUAAGUUGGAGGGAGGCGUGGGCUGAGGAAGCAGGAAGCAGAUUAAUUCGCUGCAAAGAAGCUAUUCUAAAAAGCCCCGUACCAUGGCUUUGAAGGCUCAAUAAGUGUUUUGUACCUCUUACAAAUGUACCAUUGUACGAAGACUAAAACCCGGCAUCUGGAAUUCAGGAUCCAUGCAGAAUUAAAGAAUGUAAACUUUUCCUCAAAAGAAGAAUGCUACUUUUGGCCAGACGACCUCGUGGGUUCUUAUUACAUGUUAAAUUAUGACUUCUAGAACAUUACAAUAUAUUCUUGGUACAACUGAAUAUGUUAUUUGCUUUAUUUGAAUCUAAUAAAAAAAAUCCAAAGAAAAAUUUAA
Molecule: messenger RNA, 2061 nt
Organism: Eptesicus fuscus (big brown bat)
Lineage: Eukaryota; Metazoa; Chordata; Mammalia; Chiroptera; Vespertilionidae
Gene: MARVELD3
Product: MARVEL domain containing 3
Exons: 3
Coding region: 72-1217 (381 amino acids)
Cellular component (GO): membrane
Source: RefSeq, a predicted model, not a curated record